CCCCCCCCACUUCUGAAGGCGAUAGCAGGAUAGAAAACAGCCGUAAUGGGUAACAAUUGAAGAGAAAAGAGGACGACUCAGAUCGUAAUUGUAUAAAAUACUUACAGUUUUGCUCGUCUCUCUACCUUUUUUUUUUUUCUCCCCCCCCCCCCCCCCCCCCACUUCUGAAGGCGAUAGCAGGAUAGAAAACAGCCGUAAUGGGUAACAAUUGAAGAGAAAAGAGGACGACUCAGAUCGUAAUUGUAUAAAAUACUUACAGUUUUGCUCGUCUCUCUACCUUUUUUUUUUUUCUCCCCCCCCCCCCCCCCCCCCUGUAGGUGGAAUCGCAGCUGUUCGAUAAUGAGCUUUGUACUGUUUUUGUCGAGCUGGGCCUGCUGCUGAUUACGAUAGUUCUUCCAUCAUAUUGUUCAAGUAUUCUUCGUUUCUUUUUGUUUCACUCUUCUGUGUCGCUAGUUUUGGAGAAUAGUUUGAAAUGGAAAGAAAGCAAGGAUUCUUCUCGGCGCUUAAGGGGGAGAUAGUAAGAGGGCUUUCACCUGGAAGGUCAAGAGCGAAAAGUCCGGCGAGAAGUGCGUCCCCCAUGUCGAGUUUACUACGGCGGAGGAAGACCCACCAACUGUCGCAACCGGACUUGAUGAUUGAGAGAUCAGGAAACUUAAGGCCAGAGGAGGCAUUGUCACCGUUGAAGGAAGGGCCCGACGGGAACGAGAGCAGCGAUUCAAAGGAGGGGAAAUGGGGAAACUGGAUGAGGGGUCAGCUUUGUAGGGCACCUUCUGCUGUUUCUUGCUCUGCCCAAAAACGAUCUGAUCUGAGGCUGCUGCUUGGGGUUUUGGGUGCUCCGUUAGCUCCUGUUCAUGUUAGCUCCGCCAAGCCUCUGCCCCACCAAGCCAUUAAAGACAUCCCCAUUGAAAAUUCAUCUGCUCAGUAUAUAUUGCAGCAGUACACAGCAGCCUCAGGAGGGCAAAAACUUCAAAAUUCUGUAUGCAAUGCCUAUGCCAUGGGAAAGGUAAAAAUGAUAGCAUGUGAGUUUGAAACAGCUAACAAAGUGGUCAGGACCCGUAAUUCCUCCAAAGAUGCAGAGUCGGGCGGGUUCGUUUUGUGGCAAAUGAAGCCAGAUAUGUGGUAUGUUGAGCUUGCUCUUGGAGGUAGCAAGGUUCAUGCUGGUUGCAAUGGAAAGCUAGUGUGGAGGCACACGCCUUGGCUUGGCGCUCAUGCCGCCAAAGGGCCUGUUAGACCCCUUCGCCGUGCCCUUCAGGGUCUUGAUCCAAAAACUACAGCAAGCAUGUUUGCUAAUGCAAGAUGCAUUGGAGAAAAGAGUGUUAAUGGUGAAGAUUGUUUCAUCCUCAAGCUCUGUACAGAUCCUCCAACAUUGAAGGCAAGAAGUGAAGGACCUGCAGAGAUAAUCAGGCACACUAUGUUUGGAUGCUUCAGCCAGAAAUCAGGCCUCCUUGUACAUUUAGAAGAUUCACAUUUAACCCGAAUCCAAAACAACGGGGGCGAUGCUGUGUAUUGGGAAACCACGAUUAAUUCGUUUCUUGACGAUUACCGACAAGUCGAGGGGAUUAUGAUUGCUCACUCGGGUCGAUCUGUAGUAACCCUUUUCAGAUUUGGGGAAACAGCCAUGAGCCAUUCAAAAACCAGGAUGGAAGAAGCUUGGACUAUAGAGGAAGUAGCAUUCAAUGUCCCUGGGCUGUCCAUUGAUUGUUUCAUUCCCCCGGCUGAACUUAGAUAUGCUUCCAUGAGCGAGGCCUGCGAUUCCUCUCGAGGUCAUCAUGGCUUUAAGAAGGCUGUGGCAGCAACAGCUUAUCGUGCCAAAGUCGCAGCGCUAGAGAAGAAUCAGGGCAACAAGGUCCAAGUUAUCUGGAAACCAGAGACCUGAACCAGCUCCCAACAACUCUCCAAGGAUGGAGAUGGAGAUAUUUCUAAACAAAUCUCCUUUUAUGAAACAUCGCCAUCUAAACAUAAUUAUUAACGAUGAUACUGAAAAUGAUCAAGGAACAAACGCCGUUCUAUGACGUCAAUUCUUUUUGUAAGGAAAAAUCAUGGGUUUUAACCUAAAAAUUCAUUUAUCAUCAAAUUAUUAUUGCGCAAUUUAACAUUCAAGUUUACAUUUUUAGUUCUUUCGUUAUGACAAUUAAAAAUUCAUUUAUCAUAAAAUUAAGGGGAAUAAUGUUCCUUACAAAAAAUUUCCCUGGAACUACGGCGGUUCGAAUCCGAUGAAUAUCCCGUCACAUCUCCUCGUCAUGGUCCGUGUUCCCUUCGUAAUCGGCGACAAUGAUCUGUACACCCUUACGCUUAUAAAUCCCUUCGAACCACCGUUUGAUUUCCGAUUCAAUCUCUGUUUUUUAUCUGCUCCCUUUCACCUGAUUCCGAAACCUAUCUCCGAUUACGCGACUUAAAAUGAGCUGGUGGUGGGCCGGAGCGAUUGGCGCUGCUAAG
This is a messenger RNA of Cucurbita maxima (winter squash), 2436 nucleotides long. RefSeq lists its product as uncharacterized. The record is from RefSeq and is a predicted model, not a curated record. NCBI's taxonomy places the organism in Eukaryota, Viridiplantae, Streptophyta, Magnoliopsida, Cucurbitales, Cucurbitaceae. The coding region runs from base 473 to 1876 and encodes 467 amino acids. The transcript has 3 exons.